AUGACAGACAGAAGUAAGGGAAGCUAUUCACAUUGUGGCGAGAUCAAUUUUGCAGCAAUGGACGAUGCGAAACGCCCCAUGCAUGAAGAGAAUAACGCUGCAGGGUCGUUGUUGCAGAAGUUCAAAGGCGUUGUGCCUCAACAAAACGGGAACUGGGGUGCACAGAUAUAUGCAAACCACCAGAGAAUCUGGUUAGGGACUUUCAAAUCCGAAAGAGAGGCUGCAAUGGCUUAUGACAGCGCCAGUAUAAAACUCAGAAACGGAGAGAGCCACAGAAACUUUCCAUGGAACGAUCAAACGGUGCUGGAGCCUGAGUUUCAAAGCCAUCACAGCGCAGAAACAGUGGUGAACAUGAUUAGAGAUGGCACCUACCCAUCACACUUUGCUACAUUUCUCAGCACUCGUCAAACCCAUCAAAGUGUUGUUGCCAGGCAGGUAAAUUUGAAUGGUCAUCGUGAUAAGGAGCAGUUUUGUUGCACCCAGCUUUUCCAAAAAGAGUUGACACCAAGUGAUGUGGGAAAGCUCAACAGGCUUGUCAUCCCCAAAAAGCAUGCAGUUACCUAUUUUCCUUACGUGUGUGGCAGUGCAGAAGCGCAUGAAGAAAAUGGGAGUGUUGACAUGGAGGUUGUGUUUUAUGACAGGCUCAUGAGAUUGUGGAAAUUUCGAUACUGCUAUUGGAAGAGCAGCCAAAGUUACGUGUUCACAAGAGGGUGGAAUCGGUUUGUGAAGGACAAGAACCUAAAGGCUAAGGAUACCAUUGCGUUUUUCAUGUGUGAAGCUAUGGAUAAGAGAAAAGAGGGUGACGGAGAAGCUUUUGGAUUGAUUGAUGUAAUUUAUAAUUCAGAGGAGAGAAGAAAGUAUUUUGAAGAGAGCAAGGAAGAUGCCAAACAUGUUUUUGAAAAUGAGUUGGUUUGCAGCGAGGAAGACGAAGACACCAAACAUGAAAACAUUGGAAAGGAUUUGAAUGCCAAAAAGGGUUUGAGGCUAUUUGGUGUUUUGAUCUCUUGA
This is a messenger RNA of Sphenostylis stenocarpa, 1008 nucleotides long. NCBI's taxonomy places the organism in Eukaryota, Viridiplantae, Streptophyta, Magnoliopsida, Fabales, Fabaceae. The record is from the annotation of a GenBank genome assembly.